UUGGAAAUAUGGGGAAAGUUGGAACUUGCCUGGUUACUUUGGCCGGACUUUUGCUGGCGGCGGCGGCAGCGCAGACGUUCACAGGAUGCUGUACUUUUGAUGAGCCUUUUAGUUCCUGUGGCUAUAGUCAGUCAGAUGAUGAUGACCUUAACUGGGAUCAGGUGAACACACUGAUAAAGCCCUCCUCAGAUCAAUGGAUGCCAUCUGGAUCUUUCAUGUUAGUGAAUACAUCUGGGAGAUUUGCUGGACAGAAAGCUCACCUGCUGCUGCCUCAUCUAAAAGAAAAUGAUACGCAUUGUAUUGAUUUCCACUAUUAUGUUUCAAGCAAGAGUGGAUCUAGCCCUGGCACUUUGAAUGUGUAUGUGAAGGUCAAUGAUGGUCCUAUUGGUAACCCAGUCUGGAACACAUCUACUACCGGUAGUUGGAACAGAGCAGAACUGGCGAUUAGCACCUUCUGGCCUAGCUUUUAUCAGGUUGUUUUUGAAGUGGUCACUUCAGGUCAUCCUGGAUAUGUGGCUAUCGAUGAAGUGAAAGUUUUAGGACAUCCAUGCACAAAAACUCCCCAUUUCUUGCGUCUUCAGAGCGUGGAAGUUAAUGCGGGGCAAUUUGCUACUUUUCAAUGCACUGCCAAUGGUAGAACAAAUACAGGUGACAGGCUCUGGUUGCAGGGCAUUUAUGUAAGGGAUGCACCUCUGAAGGACAUAAAAGUGUUCAACUCUCGACGAUUUGUAGCUCUUUUUAGUGUGGUGAAUGCCACGAAGAGGGAUGCUGGCAACUAUCGCUGCAUGAUUCAGACUGAAGGAGGGAUUGGUGUAUCAAACUAUGCAGAGCUGAUAGUCAAAGAGCCCCCUGUUCCCAUUGCUCCACCUCAGCUGUCUUCAGUUGGUGCAACUUACCUGUGGAUACAGUUGAACGCCAAUUCCAUCAACGGGGAUGGACCCAUUAUUCAGAGGGAAGUCGAGUAUCGAACUUCAAGUGGAAGCUGGUAUGACAUCCAGCCUGUGGACUCGACAAGCUAUAAGAUCGGGCACCUGGAUCCUGAUACAGAAUAUGAAAUCAGUGUCUUACUUACAAGACCAGGUGAAGGAGGGACAGGAUCCCCAGGCCCAGCUCUUAAAACAAGAACAAAAUGUGCUGAUCCAAUGCGUGGACCACGGAAACUAGAGGUUGUGGAGAUCAAAUCUAGACAAAUCACUAUUUGCUGGGAACCAUUUGGAUAUAAUGUUACACGUUGCCAUCGAUACAACCUCACAGUUCAUUACCGUUACCAGGCUGGAGGACAAGAGCAAGUGAGAGAAGAAGUAAGCUGGGAUACAGAAAGUUCACAUCCACAGCACACAAUUACCAAUCUAUCACCAUACACAAACGUCAGCAUAAAAUUGGUGCUAAUGAAUCCGGAAGGACGGAAAGAAAGCCAAGAACUUGUAGUACAAACUGAUGAAGAUGUCCCGAGUGCUGUACCACUUGAGUCUAUUCAAGGGAGUACCUUUGAAGAGAAGAUUUUUCUUCAAUGGAGGGAGCCAGCGCAAACGUAUGGUGUGAUUACUUUGUAUGAGAUCACCUACAAAGCAGUCAGUUCCUUUGACCCAGAAAUAGAUUUAUCCAAUCAAAGUGGACGAGUCUCAAAGCUAGGAAAUGAAACUCACUAUCUCUUUUUUGGACUAUAUCCUGGCACUACCUACUCUUUUACCAUCAGAGCCAGCACAGCUAAAGGCUUUGGACCUCCAAUCACAAAUCAAUUCACCACUAAAAUAUCAGCACCCUCUAUGCCACCGUAUGAACUUGAAACACCUUUGAAUCAAACUGACAGCACUGUGACAGUCUUGCUGAAACCUGCACAGAGCAGAGGUGCUCCUGUCAGUGUCUAUCAAAUAGUUGUUGAAGAAGAGCGCCCGCGGAGAACCAAAAAGACAACUGAAAUCCUGAAGUGCUACCCAAUACCCAUUCAUUUCCAGAACGCCUCCCUUUUGAAUUCCCAAUACUACUUUGCUGCAGAGUUUCCAGCCAACAGUCUACAAGCUGCUCAGCCUUUUACUAUUGGUGAUAACAAAACCUACAGUGGUUUCUGGAACACUCCUCUUCUUCCUCAUAAAAGCUACAGCAUCUAUUUUCAAGCUGCUAGCAGAGCCAAUGGGGAAACCAAAAUUGACUGUGUCAGGGUAGCCACAAAAGCUGCGAUAAUCGUGACUCAGCUUACAACACCAUACAUUCGCAUCGCCCCUGCUGCAGGCGACGACCAACUAACAGGGGCUGCCACUCGAAAACCAGAUCCGGAGCCUGAAAAGCAGACCGACCAUACUGUUAAAAUUGCUGGAGUCAUUGCAGGCAUCUUGCUGUUCGUCAUUAUAUUUCUGGGGGUCGUGCUGGUAAUGAAGAAAAGAAAAUUGGCUAAAAAGCGGAAAGAGACAUUGAGUAGCACACGGCAGGAAAUGACCGUGAUGGUGAAUUCAAUGGAUAAAAGCUACACUGAGCAAGGCACCAACUGUGACGAAGCUUUCUCUUUCAUGGACACGCACAAUCUAAAUGGGAGAUCUGUGUCUUCACCAUCUUCCUUUACAAUGAAAACUAACACACUGAGCACAACAGUGCCUAAUUCUUAUUACCCAGAUCCAUUUGUGCCAACUGCAAUUUUAGAUGAAACCCACACGAUGGUCAGUGACACAAGCAGCCUGGUCCAGUCCCAUACUUACAAGAAGCGAGAUCCAGUGGAUGUACCCUACCAGACCGGACAGCUUCAUCCAGCCAUCCGUGUAGCUGACUUACUGCAGCACAUCACCCAGAUGAAGUGUGCAGAAGGCUAUGGAUUCAAAGAGGAAUAUGAAAGUUUCUUUGAAGGACAAUCUGCACCGUGGGAUUCAGCUAAGAAAGAUGAGAACAGAAUGAAAAAUAGAUACGGGAAUAUCAUUGCAUAUGAUCAUUCUCGAGUGAGACUGCAGCCCAUUGAAGGAGAAACAAACUCUGAUUACAUCAAUGGAAAUUAUAUUGAUGGUUAUCACAGACCGAAUCACUACAUUGCUACUCAAGGACCAAUGCAGGAGACAAUAUAUGACUUCUGGAGGAUGGUAUGGCAUGAAAACACAGCCAGCAUCAUCAUGGUUACUAAUCUCGUAGAAGUGGGAAGGGUCAAGUGCUGCAAAUACUGGCCAGAUGACACAGAGAUAUAUAAAGACAUUAAAGUUACCCUAAUAGAAACAGAGCUCCUGGCUGAAUACGUGAUUCGAACAUUUGCAGUAGAAAAGAGAGGUGCUCAUGAGAUCCGAGAAAUUCGGCAAUUUCACUUCACUGGCUGGCCAGACCACGGUGUGCCGUACCAUGCAACAGGCCUGCUGGGAUUUGUACGGCAGGUCAAAUCCAAGAGCCCACCUAAUGCUGGCCCUCUGGUUGUCCACUGCAGCGCUGGUGCUGGCAGAACUGGGUGCUUCAUUGUUAUUGACAUCAUGCUCGAUAUGGCAGAAAGAGAAGGCGUUGUAGACAUAUACAAUUGCGUGAGGGAGCUUCGAUCUCGGAGAGUUAACAUGGUGCAGACUGAGGAACAGUAUGUAUUCAUCCAUGAUGCCAUCCUGGAAGCCUGUCUUUGUGGGGACACAUCUGUUCCAGCUUCUCAAGUUAGGUCUGUUUACUAUGAAAUGAACAAACUGGAUCCUCAGACUAACUCCAGCCAAAUCAAAGAGGAAUUUAGAACUUUAAAUAUGGUUACUCCAACACUGCGUGUGGAAGACUGCAGCAUAGCACUUUUACCACGAAAUCAUGAAAAGAAUCGCUGUAUGGAUGUUCUGCCUCCAGAUAGAUGCCUGCCUUUCCUCAUAACGAUAGAUGGGGAGAGCAGUAACUACAUUAAUGCUGCACUGAUGGAUAGCUACAAGCAACCUUCAGCUUUUAUAGUUACACAGCAUCCCUUACCAAAUACUGUCAAAGAUUUCUGGAGACUGGUCCUAGAUUAUCACUGCACUUCGAUAGUCAUGCUGAAUGAUGUGGAUCCAGCACAAUUGUGUCCUCAGUACUGGCCAGAAAAUGGAGUACACCGACAUGGUCCUAUUCAGGUGGAAUUCGUGUCAGCUGAUUUAGAAGAAGAUAUAAUCAGCCGGAUAUUCCGAAUUUAUAAUGCAGCCAGACCCCAAGACGGCUAUCGGAUGGUGCAGCAGUUCCAGUUCCUGGGGUGGCCCAUGUACAGAGACACUCCGGUUUCGAAACGCUCUUUCUUGAAGCUCAUCCGUCAAGUGGAGAAGUGGCAGGAAGAGUACAACGGGGGAGAGGGGCGCACCGUUGUACAUUGUUUGAAUGGAGGUGGCCGCAGUGGGACGUUUUGUGCAAUCAGUAUUGUUUGUGAAAUGCUUCGACAUCAGAGGGCUGUUGAUGUAUUCCAUGCUGUGAAGACACUGAGGAAUAAUAAGCCUAACAUGGUGGACCUUCUGGAUCAAUACAAAUUCUGCUAUGAAGUGGCUUUGGAAUACUUGAAUUCCGGCUGAGGGCAUCAACAGCACAGACAAAGCUCCUCCUCUCACCACCACAACCAAACAAAGCGAGUUGUUUCAUGAUACCCGUGUAAAUGAGAUGAAGACUUCUCACUGUUAUGCUUAUACUGCUUUGUAUAAUUGGCUCUUUUUAAGAGCCCGAAAAGAUGUUUCUAAAACUGCUUGCACUGCCCAUUUUCCACCCCAAUGCCGCUGCUUGACACCCAUACGAACAUACACCAAACCACAUGGCAGUUGUUGAACACUAUAUUCAUACGUAGCCAUUGAUGUGGUGAAGCAGCAUAGUCCUCUGGUAAAUAAGAGAGCACAAUUAUAUUCUUAUGAAGGAAUUUGUACUUUUCUGUUAUGUUUCAUUUCCUGUGAUUCCCAGUUAUUGUCACAGCCUAGUGUACAUUUCUGUUCUGUGGAGAAUGCUGUCUGGCAUUUUGAUAAUAUAUGAUUUUAGUUAUAUUUGUAUUCUAACAACACAUGCAUAAUAAAUUAAUCAUAUGUAGCUUAUCUGAACUAAUGGAAACACAUGUACCAAAUCAUGUUAACUUUGUUGAGUUGUAAUUUCUAUCCACUUUGUACCAUUUCAGAGAAUCUUGAUAGAAAUACAGUUAGAAAAUGCAAAAUACAGGAUGCUCAGAUUAAUAUAUCCAAAGCUUUUUCAUUUGUUUGUUUAUAUUGUAAAUAUUUUUUGAUUUCAUCAAAUUAUUUAUUCAUUAAAAUGAUUUUUUUGUGAAGCACAGUGAGUGACAAUCAUUUUUAUUAAGCCCUGGAAAUGCUUACUGUAUGAUAAUGUAAACAUUUGUUUACCUUGUAUGGAUUCUCAGUUCAA
Rhea pennata is the source of this 5292-nucleotide messenger RNA. It is a transcript of the gene PTPRM, whose product is annotated as protein tyrosine phosphatase receptor type M. The coding region runs from base 9 to 4466 and encodes 1485 amino acids. Gene Ontology annotation, biological process: protein dephosphorylation. The record is from RefSeq and is a predicted model, not a curated record. Lineage: Eukaryota; Metazoa; Chordata; Aves; Rheiformes; Rheidae. The transcript has 33 exons. Gene Ontology annotation, molecular function: protein binding; protein tyrosine phosphatase activity. Gene Ontology annotation, cellular component: membrane.